This is a messenger RNA of Sitodiplosis mosellana (orange wheat blossom midge), 1185 nucleotides long. Its product is annotated as D-aspartate oxidase-like. The transcript is spliced from 5 exons. The record is from RefSeq and is a predicted model, not a curated record. Gene Ontology annotation, molecular function: D-amino-acid oxidase activity; FAD binding. Bases 69 to 1106 code for a protein of 345 amino acids. NCBI's taxonomy places the organism in Eukaryota, Metazoa, Arthropoda, Insecta, Diptera, Cecidomyiidae.
UGUGCACAUCAGUCACAGUCGAUUUGUUUCGGAAAAGAAAUCGAAAGUUUUUAAAUUCAAGUUUGGCGAUGGAAAUUGCAAUCAUUGGAGCGGGUGUGGUUGGAUCAACCACGGCAUUUCAAUUGCUUGAACAAUUUGGCAAAAGGAUAUCUGUAACUGUUUUUGCUGUCGAGUUUUCACCGUCCACAACCUCAGAUGUUUCAUCGGGAUUAUGGAGCCCACGAGGAUUGAAUGGCAGAUCUCCUGAGAAAGUGUUGAAAUGGUCAAAAGACAUGCAUGACUUCUUCGAAAAAUUAUGGAAGAGUGGUGAGGCAAAUGAAGCUGGCGUGUCCCUGAUAUCAGUUACUCGAAUAACCACUAACAAUACACAACGUUACAACGAUUUGUGGAGAGAUGUGGUUUUUGAUCAUACGGAUUUGGAUCAAAAAGUAAUUGAGCGUCUAAGCCAACAACACAAACGUAGUUAUACUUCUGGAAUAUAUUUCACGACAUUUACAUGCGAGCCAUCGCUUCUACUGCCCCAUUUGUACAAUCGUAUUCAGGCAGCCGAUGGUCGCAUUGAACGCAAGCGAAUUGAAUCGUUCGAAGAUUUGGACACUUUUGAUCUAGUGAUAAAUUGUACCCGAAUCGGAGCUCAGAAGCUAGUCAAAGAUGACGCUGAAUUGAAAGCAGUUCGGGGUCAAGUGAUGCGAGUUGAAGCCCCAUGGAUCUUUGAUGUUCUUCUUGAUGACUCUGACAAUAGCAAUUAUAUUAUUCCCAACAUGAACACAGUGGUACUGGGUGGGACGCAUCAAACAAAUGACUACCGAAAGAAAGUAGAUGCCAAUGACCGUAGAUUUAUCUAUAAAGGUUGUUCUAACCUGAAUCCGUCCCUAAAACGUGCCGAAAUAUUCAGAGAUAUGGUUGGAUUGCGACCGGGCCGAGAUCAAGUGCGAUUGGAACGUGAUUUAUUCAUCACUAAGCGCGGUAAACAGCUGCAAAUGAUUCAUAAUUACGGGCAUGGAGGCAGCGGAGUGACGCUAUCGUAUGGCUGUGCGAUUAACGUCGCUGACAUUGUCAAUGCGAUUAUGAUGGCAGAUACAAACAAGCGCAAAAGUAUAUUAUGAAAAUAAUCCAAAACACUUCAGAUAAACCGAAAAUAAUUGCACCUUAUCUAUACUUUCGAAUUUCUAUAUAAUUAUCAAU